Fundulus heteroclitus (mummichog) is the source of this 6039-nucleotide messenger RNA. It is a transcript of the gene ecpas, whose product is annotated as Ecm29 proteasome adaptor and scaffold. Gene Ontology annotation, cellular component: cytoplasm; nucleus. Gene Ontology annotation, molecular function: molecular adaptor activity. Gene Ontology annotation, biological process: proteasome assembly. The record is from RefSeq and is a predicted model, not a curated record. The transcript is spliced from 49 exons. Lineage: Eukaryota; Metazoa; Chordata; Actinopteri; Cyprinodontiformes; Fundulidae. Bases 1 to 5559 code for a protein of 1852 amino acids.
AUGGCCGCCCAGGAUGAACUCAAUCAACUGGAGCGCGUGUUCCUCCGCCUGGGCCACGCAGAGACCGACGACCAGCUCCAGGACAUCAUCUCCAAGUUCCUACCCCCUGUUCUCCUCAAGCUCUCCAGUGUCCAGGAGGGCGUGCGGAAGAAGGUGAUGGAACUGCUGGUUCACCUCAACAAGAGGAUAAAAAGCCGGCCAAAGAUUCAGCUGCCGGUGGAGACGCUGCUGGUGCAGUACCAGGACCCCGCCGCUGCUUCUUUUGUCACCAAUUUCACCAUCAUCUACAUUAAAAUGGGCUACCCUCGUCUGGAGGUGGCGAAACAAUGUGAGCUGGCGCCGACCCUCAUCACCGCCAUGGAAGGCAAGCCCCAGCCACAGCAGGACAGCCUCAUGCACCUGCUGAUCCCCACCCUUUACCACAUGAAGUAUCCCGCUGACCCAUCCAAAGGCGUGUCUCCGUUCAACCUAACCGAGAGGCCGAAGAUGAUGCACCUUCUGCUGGAGUUCAUGCUGGACGUUCUGCUCAUGCCUUACGGGUUUGUGCUGAACGAGUCGCCCACUCGGCCGGCGCCGUCCUCCUCCCAGGGGGGUUCCUCUGACGGGGCGGCCACGGGGGGCGGGCAGGGUCUUCCCCAGCCUCCCCCGGGGAUGAGCGUCUUCGCUGCGAAGAGGGUGAUCGGAGAGGCCCAGUGGAGCGCCGAGCAGCUGGAACAGUGCAAGCUGGGCAUCGUGAAGUUCAUCGAGGCCAAGCAGGCUCCAGAGGUGGAGACGGUGGUUCAUUUGGUGGUGGCUUCAAGCGACACCAGGCACAGCGUGGCCACUGCAGCGGACCUCGAGCUGAGGAGCAAACAGAGCAUCAUUGACUGGAACAAUCCUCUGAUCAUCAACAAGAUGUUCAAGGUGUAUCUGGGAGACGUUCCUCUGAAAUCAAAGGGCGGGAACGUCAAACAAGAGCUGAAGCACGAGCCAGUGAGCACCAGAGUGAAGCUAAAGAUCCUGCCACAUCUUCUACGCUCUCGCCUGGCAGCGGAGUGCUUCCCGGCUAACAUCCAGGUGGUCUACGACGGCCUGUUCGGGACCAACACCAACAACAAGCUGCUGUCGCUCACCUUACAGUUCGUCCAUCACAUCUGCAUGGUUUGCCCCGACACUAACAAGCCUUUAGGACUGAUGCUGCUCAACGGUCUGACCAAGCUCAUCAACGAAUACAAAGAGGAUCCUAAGUUAUUGUGUGUCGCCUACUCUGCUGUUGGAAAGCUCUCCAGUCGCAUGCCUCAGCUUUUCACCAAGGAUAUUGCUCUUGUGCAGCAGUUUUUUGAGUCCAUGUGUAAGGAGGAGCCGGAUGUUCGCCUCGCCAUCCAAGAAGCUCUAUCAAUGAUGGUGGGAGCUUAUGCCAACCUGCAGGGGGCGCUGCUGAACCUGAUGGAAGCCCUGGUGGCCGCAUACAUCUCAAAGCCGGAGGUGCAAGUCCGACAGGUGGCCAUGAAGUUCGCCAGCACGGUGUUUGCUCCUGACCACGUGCCGUCGAGAUACCUGCUGCUGUUGGCCGCCGGAGACCCAAGGGAGGAAGUGUCCGCCGAGGCCCAAAGGGUGCUGAGAGCUUCUCCUACAAAGAUCUCUGAGAAGGAGGGACCAAAGCCAAUGCCGUCCUUUCCUGACAUGGUCGCCUAUAUCCAGGAAAAAGCAGCUCAGAGGAUUAAAACCCCUGCGAAGUACAUCGUUGGAACCUCCACUAUUCCUUUUAACCCAUCUGCAUUUGGAGAGAUAAUGCUGUACCUGAGGAUGUGUCUGGCCCACAGCGCUGGCGCCAGGCCCACGUCCAGCCGGCUGCCGGACAUGCAGGACGACGCUCCCGCCAUCGGCCGCUACGUCCACACGCUGCUCUCAGCGGAGCCCCCGGCACCGAAGGGCCUGGAGGCAAAUCCCGUACACGUGUACAUGGACCUGCUGCAGCAGCUGCUCUCCGCUGUGGGAGGGAUCCCAGUCAUGUACUGUCUACUGGAGGUGGUGUCUGUGUGCCCAGAAAAACUGGCCCCCAGGUUUUCUGAUAAGAUAGACUGGAUUAAAAGCUUAAUGAACACAAAUAAGGAGGACAUGAGGGAACUCGCCGCCCAGCUGUAUGCUGUGGUGAUCUCCACCAUGACUGGCAACGAGCUGCAGAAGGCCGUGCAGAACCUGGUCAAAAUCACCAAAGACAACCAUAGUCCAGAGACUCAGCACGGCGCCAUCCUGGCCCUCGGCUACAUGGUGGGAAGGAAUCUGAGCAGGAAGAAAGGCACCACCUCUUGCGAGAUGACAGAAAACAAGGAAGAGGACAUGAGCAUCACUUCCCAGGAUGAUGACAAACUAGUCUCCAUGGCAACUAAGACAAUUGGUUCUUUCCUGGACAGCAGCAGUGCUAUGUUGGCCGUAGCAGCCUGCACAGCUCUGGGAGAAAUCGGGCGGAACGGCCCCCUCCUGAUCCCCGCAGAGGGAGACGGCUUCACCAAACUCUCCAUGGUGGAAAACCUGUUGGCGCGCAUCACUUCUGGCAAAGAGAGCAUAAAGAUGAAGGAGCGAUCCAUUACAACCUUGGGUUAUCUAUCAGUGGGAGACACAGACUUCCCACACCAGAAGAAGCUGCUGCAGGGCCUCAUGGACUCUGUGGAGGCCAAGCAGGUGGAGCUGCAGUUCACAGUGGGCGAGGCCAUCACCAGCGCUGCAAUAGGAUCCUCUUCUGGAGCCGCCCGAGACCCCUGGACCUGCACCGAGGACCAGUACAGCCCGCCACCCAAUGUCAAAAGCAACGAUGUUGUUCCUUGGGUCCUCAACUCCAUCCUGUCCAGGUACAUUCCCAGCCAGAACCCUCAUGUUCGGCAGGCAGCCUGCAUCUGGCUGCUGUCCCUCGUCAGGAAGCUCAGCCAGCACAAGGAGAUCACAACCCAUCUAAAGGACAUUCAGAUAGCCUUCAUCUCUGUUCUCUCAGACCCCGAUGAGCUGAGUCAGGAUGUCGCAUCUAAAGGCCUUGGGCUCGUCUAUGAGAUGGGGGGCGAGGCUGAUCAGCAGGAGCUGGUGUCCACACUGGUGGAAACGCUCAUGACUGGCAAGCGGGUGAAACAUGCAGUGUCAGAGGAUACCGAGGUGUUUCAAGGGGAGGGUCUGGGAAAAACACCCGAUGGCCAAAGCUUGUCCACAUACAAGGAGCUCUGCUCAUUGGCCAGUGACCUGAACCAACCGGAUCUGGUCUACAAGUUCAUGAACCUGGCCAACCACCAUGCCAUGUGGAACUCACGCAAGGGAGCAGCUUUCGGUUUCCACAUGAUCGCAGCCAAGGCCGGGGAGCAGCUGGCUCCCUUCCUGCCACAGUUAGUGCCUCGCCUGUACCGCUACCAGUUCGACCCGAACCUGAGCAUCCGCCAGGCUAUGACUAGCAUCUGGGAUGCCUUAGUCACCGAUAAAACCCUGGUGGAUAAAUAUUUGAAGGAGAUCCUGCAGGAUGUCCUGUCUAACUUGACCAAUAACACCUGGAGAGUGCGUGAGUCCAGCUGUCUGGCCCUCAACGACCUGAUCCGUGGCCGUCAGGCCGACGACCUCGUCGAUCACCUGGCAGAGAUGUGGGAGACGCUCUUCAGGGUCCUGGAUGACAUCAAGGAAUCUGUGCGAAAGGCUGCAGACUUGACACUGAAAACGCUCAGCAAGGUGUGCGUUCGUAUGUGUGAGUCCACUGGCUCCGCUGCCCAGAGGACCGUGGCCAUGAUGCUACCCACCCUGCUGGAAAAGGGCAUCGUGAGCAACGUCUCAGAGGUUCGCUCACUCAGUAUUCAGACCCUGGUGAAGAUCAGUAAGACUGCCGGUGCCCGACUGAAGCCCCACGCUGCUCGGCUGAUUCCAGCUCUGCUGGAAGCCCUCAGCACCCUGGAGCCUCAGGUCCUCAACUACCUCAGUCUCAGAGCCACUGAGCAGGAGAAGAGUGCCAUGGAUGCUGCCAGGCUGAGCGCUGCCAAGUCUUCUCCAAUGAUGGAGACUGUGAACAUGUGCCUGCAACAUCUGGAUGUUUCUGUGCUGGGGGAGCUGGUCCCCAGACUCUGUGAGCUGCUGAAGAGUGGCGUAGGCCUGGGAACCAAGGGAGGCUGUGCCAGUGUCAUCGUGUCCCUCACAGUCCAGUGUCCCCAGGACCUAACCCCAUACUCAGGUAAACUGAUGAGUGCCCUGCUCAACGGCAUUCAUGACAGAAGCACAGUCGUACAGAAAGCCUACGCCUUUGCUUUGGGGCACCUGGUCAGGACAGCGAAGGACAGCAGUGUAGAAAAACUACUGCUGAAGCUCAGCAACUGGUACCUGGAGAAAGAAGAACCUGUUCACAAGUCGUCGUGCGCGUUAACGGUGCACGCCAUCAGCCACUACAGUCCAGACGUGCUGAAGGCCCACGCGGGCGUGGCUCUGCCGCUGGCCUUCCUCGGCAUGCACCAGGCGCCGGGUCCCGACGAGGAGAAGGGAGAGGGCCACGACGCCACCCUGUGGUCGGAGGUGUGGCAGGAGAACGUGCCAGGGAGCUUCGGAGGCAUCAGGCUCUACAUGACGGAGCUGAUCAGCAUCACCCAAAAGGCCCUGCAGUCUCAGUCCUGGAAGAUGAAGGCGCAGGGCGCCGCUGCCAUGGCCACCGUUGCUAAGGAACAGACGGGCUCGUUGGUGGCCCCGCACCUCGGUUUGGUGUUGACGGCUCUGAUGCAGGGACUGUCUGGGCGAACGUGGGCUGGCAAGGAGGAGCUGCUGAAAGCCAUCGGAUCGGUGGUGUCCAAGUGCAGCGCGGAGCUGCGGAAGCCCUGCAGCGGCCAGCCCACCGUCCCCGAGGUGCUGGAUGUGGUGCUGAAGGAGUGCCGUAAGGAGAACCUGCUCUACAAGAUGGCUGCCCUGCGCUGUGCCGCCGACGUUCUCCACAGCAGCCAGGAGGACCGCUUCAGCGACAUGGCCGACAUCCUCUUCCCUCUCAUCAAGAAGAGCUGUCCAGAGAGCGGCGGCGUUGGCGGCGCCUCUCCCAGGUCAAUGGAGGACGACGACGACGAUGACGACGACACCAAAGACGUGAAAGAUAAGGAGCUGCAAACCGAAGCUGUUCUCUGUGCUUUUGAGACACUUGGGAAGACCUGGCCCAGAAACCCCCAAACCCAAGCUCGUUUCCAGACGGAUGUGUGCACCCUGAUGUCCGGGAAGCUGAAACUGAGCACAUGGAAGGUGCAGCUCGCCGUCCUUCAGGCCAUGAACGCAUAUUUCCAGGAGUUGUUGCUGCUUGAGAAGGGCAACAAAGACAUGAAUGCACUAUCACAGAUCCUCACCGAGGCCUGCAUCGCGCUCACGUAUUCUUUAGAAAAUAAGAGCUACUCUUCUGUGAGGACGGAGGCCUUAUCCGUCGUGGAUCUGAUCGUUAAGAGAACAGGAGAGAGCGAGCAGUGGGACUGCAUGUCGGCGAGGAGCCGGGAGCAGCUGCAGCGCUCGCUGUCCACGCUGCAGUCGGACAGCCGGCCCGAGCUGAGGGACAAGGCCCAGGAGCUGCGGCGCCGCAUCCAGAGCCAGCCCUGAGCCGCCGGCGGAGAGGCGGAGCGCCGUCUUCAACAGUCAGCAACACCAACCAUGUACUAGAACACCCGAGCUGACACGCCCGCUUUCAUCCGCUCCACCCACGACCGUCGCAGCGGGGAUCCGUGUAGUCUGGGUCGGUGGCUGAGGUGCGAGGCGCCAACCAUGUGUGAUUGAUUAUUAUUUAGUUUUUUUGUCCGUUUAAAAUGGGCAGCGUGUUGAGAAAUGCUUUCUAAAAACCAAACCGACGUGUUGCUUUGUGGACACUGGAGCUCUAGCCUCUAAACGGGGAUUUUACUACUGUUGUGGGUUUGUCUUAAUAAACUGUUGUGUAAAGUGCGGCGCCCAGGUUAGUUUUUCAUAGCGUGAUGAGAACAUGUGCCAGACCAGAAAGACGCGAGAGCUUGCUGUUAACUUGAAAGUGAUGCCAUGGUUGUUUCGAUUUGUCCUUCAUGAAAUAAAACUUUGGACCACUGACCCAGA